UUUCCACGCGUUGAGUUCUUCUCCCCGUAUCCAAGUCCGCCAUCAUGACUCAGAUGCAUGACUAUCUGGAACAUGAACACCGUCAGGCUUCGUUGCCCAACGACGAGGCUGUCGAGGUUGUUGACGACAAGAAUGUCGUCGUGCUCACGACCGAAGAGUUGACACCCGUAAUGGACGUCUCAAGUGCCACAUUAGAUGACGUUCUCCACGUCUUGACGAAGAGCUCAGACUGGCAGCAACUGUACGAGGCGGUCGUGAUGCUGCGCCGCUUCGUCGUACAUCACAGCCAAGUGAUCACGACCAAACAGAACGAAGAACUGCUACGUCCACUUGCGCUAGAAUGCGACAGUCUCCGAUCAGCUCCGUCCAAAAACGCUCUUUUAGCAUGUGCGGAAUGCUUCGAGUUUCUACCUCGAUCGACUCAAGAGCGUGCGUUGCUCGGUGGGGCACGUCCCGAGAUGAUCGACGUGCUUCUACGUCGAUCUGUAUGUGAGAAGAAGUUCCUACGUGACGCGGCCUUAAUCGCAGCACAGAAGCUAGCGACCCAUCUUGCCGGUAUACCGCUUCUAGUAGCAGUAGCCCGGUACGGCACUAACAAGAACGGCAAAUUAUGUGGCUCAGCUGCGAAGAUCAUAGCGUUGAGCAUUGAGUCCUUGAAGGCGUUGUAUCGUGCUUUAGCAGCAUUCCGCGAGAGCAAGGACGCGACUGCACGUACGGAGGCGACAGUAAGUUUCCAGCGGCUAGCUGCGUUACUGGGCACGAAAGCGCUCGAGAGCGGCGUGAAAGACGCUUUACCGGGUGCAGGGCAAGCUGGGGCUGUAACGCGCAUCCUUAAAGACGCCUCUGCUAACACCAGCGUCACGAAACCUCGAACUCAAGUGAGGUCAUUACGCGAUCGUGUGCGAACGGGAACUGUAGCAAUAAACUAAGGCAACUCUAAUUCAAAACACUGUAUUCCCUAAC
Messenger RNA from Phytophthora infestans T30-4, 963 nucleotides. RefSeq lists its product as uncharacterized. Bases 54 to 929 code for a protein of 291 amino acids. Gene Ontology annotation, biological process: microtubule cytoskeleton organization. The transcript is spliced from 2 exons. NCBI's taxonomy places the organism in Eukaryota, Oomycota, Peronosporomycetes, Peronosporales, Peronosporaceae. Gene Ontology annotation, cellular component: cytoplasmic microtubule. The record is from RefSeq and is a predicted model, not a curated record. Gene Ontology annotation, molecular function: microtubule binding.